AUGGACGAGAUUAAAAAGUUCAGAGACCCCGAGCUAGACCAAAUCAGACGAAAGACCGGGUCGAAGAACAAAGGAACAUUAAAACUGGUAUCGUACUCUCGUGGAGAAGGACAAGGACGUCCCUCUACAUUUGCGUACGACAACUACAGUAUAAAUGAAGACAUUUCUGAUGGAAAGGACAACUGGAACUUAACGGCAAUUAAUCCAAAACAGCAUUGGACUAAGGCAAAAUGGCUGCGGAAAUUUAGGUGGCCAAGCAGACAUUCCGAUGACAAUAACGACGAUGAACACAAAGAACAAGUUUGUCAUUGUCCUCGUCAAACGUGCAAUGGACAACGGAGUAUAAUAGUUUUGGCCCUUGUACUAUGUAUAAUAGCCGUGGCUGUAGCGACUCCACUUCUGAUUGUCUUCCUCUCCAGAAAAGAAAACAAGGUCACAGUAGGAAGAAUAAAACUGGAGUUAACACUGGCUAACCGGUAUCAACCAGGCAUGGAGAAUUCUACGUCCACCAUGUUCCAGUCGACCGAAACGGAGCUCUGUACGGAGGUGGAGCAGGCAUUCACCACAUCAGGGUACUUUCCAGAUGAUACCAUCCUCAGUUGCAGCCUUGAAUCACUCAAAAAUGGCAGCAUCAUCGCUGAGCUUGGAUUCAAUAUUUCCAGUCAACACACUAUACCAGACGACGACAAGUCUGUCCAGGCAAUCAUGUUCUUUGUCGGAGAUUCUGGGAAGCUUGGUUCAUUUACUCUUGCAAGUAUAAGAGUUGUCAGCGCUUCUGCAACAGAAGAGGUUGAAUUGAUGAGUACUGUAGAAACAAACUUAGAACCAAAUCUUACACAAUCCAACAACCAGACAAAUCCAGAACGCAUAACUACGUCAGUCACUCUUGGAUCAGCAGCAACGCCAACAGCUGUAGUGUCAAAAGCAGCCACAACGACUUCUCCAGCGUCAACAUCAACAACCCAAAUGCAAACCACGACCAUAACCAAUCCAGAUAAAGCGAUAGUUGACCCAGCGCGUACUCCACCGACAACCAUAACGCUUUCCAAGCAAGCUCCAAACACGACCACCCAUACAACAUCCACAACCAUUCCGGUGCCAACGACUCCAGUGCCAACUAAACCGAUAACCACUCCAGCGACCACCACCAUAAUCACCCCAGAGCCAAUCACAACUACAACCAACACAGCGCCGACCACCACGACAACCAUCCAAGCGCCAACCACUACGACAAAAUCCCCAUCAUCGACCACAACGACAACGACCCAAGCGACCACAACCACGACAACCAAACCAGCGCCAACCACAACUACAACCACCCCAGCGCAGACCACAACUACAACCACCCUAGUGCCGACCACAACUAUAACCACUCCAUCGCCGACCAUCACGACACCCACCCCUACGCCAACCACAACUACAACCACCCAAGCGCCGAGAACCACAACAACCACCGCGACAACCACUCCAGCGCCAACCAUAACUACAACCACCCUAGCACCGACCACCACGACAACCACCUUAGCGCUAACCACAACUACAUCCACCCCAGCGCCGACCACAACUACAACCACCCAAACGCCGACCACCACGACAACCACCCCAGCGCCAUCCACCACGACAACCGCCCCAGUGCCAACCUCAACUACAACCACCCCAGUGCCAACCCCAACUACAACCACCCCAGUGCCAACCACAACUACUACCACCCCAGCGCCGACCACAAGUACAACCACCCCAGCGCCGAUCGCCACGACAACCACCACAGCGCCGACCACCACGACAACCACCACAGCGCCAACCACCACGACAACAACCACAGCGCCAACCACAACUACAACCACCCCAGCGCUGACCACAACUACAACCAUCCUAGCACCGACCACCACGACAACCACCUUAGCUCUAACUACAACUACAACCACCCCUACGCCAACCACAACUACAACCACUCCAGCGCCGACCACCACUACCACCACCCCAGCGCCAACCACAACUACAACCACCCCAGCGCCGACCACAACUACAACCACUCCAGCGCCGACCACCAAGACAACCACCACAGCGCCGACCACAAUUACAACCACCCCAGCGCCGACCACCACGACAACCACCCUAGCGCCAACCACAAUGACAACCAUCUCAACGCAUACCACCAAUAUUUCCGGCUUUUCCCCGCAUGACUGCAACGAAAAAGUUGAUGUUAUAUUUCUGCUUGACGUAUCUGGAAGUAUAGGAACUGCUAAUCUUAUAUUUAUGAAGUAUCUCAUCAAAAAUUUUACGGAAAAUAUUCCACUGGGUCCUAACACUACCCAGAUUGGUAUUACAACAUUUUCAACAACUCCCAGCACUGAAUUUUGGCUUAACGAACACUACGGAAUUUUAACACUUCACCAAGCACUAGAGAAUAUCGUUUACAAAAGCGGAGGAUCAUACAUAGCCAGAAGCUUGGAAUAUGUAAGGGCGUAUUCGUUUGCAGCUGUUAAUGGCGCAAGACAGGACUCUAAAAAGGUUUUGAUUCUUAUGACAGAUGGAAUAUCGCAUGAUAACUCGACAACAAUCGCCACUACACUGAAGAAUGAUGGCGUUCUUGUAGCAUGUGUCGGAAUAGGCAGACACGAAAUAGACAUGGACGAGUUAAACGAUAUUGCUUACAACUCCUCGUAUAUUUUUUCCGCGUCUGAUAUUGAUUUAUUAAACCAUAUCCAAGAUAUUGUGAAAAGCUCGCCAUGCGAACUCGCCGACAACACUUAG
This is a messenger RNA of Ylistrum balloti, 2754 nucleotides long. Its product is annotated as mucin-2-like. Lineage: Eukaryota; Metazoa; Mollusca; Bivalvia; Pectinida; Pectinidae. The record is from RefSeq and is a predicted model, not a curated record. The transcript is spliced from 8 exons. The coding region runs from base 1 to 2754 and encodes 917 amino acids.